AAAAUGAAGGUACCUGAUGUGGUUUUAAUGAGUGAUAUUUUGAAGCGUAUGACAGGCGAAUCUGCUUUGCCGGUUUAUUGCAACAUAGAGAAAUUCAAACGAGUCAAUAACGGUUUCUAUGUAGUCGCUGAGGAUUUUCACGAAAGUGUCAGGAAAAGAGAACAGGUCAAUGCCAAGGAACGGCUCCGGAUCCGUAACCUUAACACCAUGUUCUCGCGCUUGAAGCGAAUGGUACCACUGAUGCGACCAGACCGCAAGCCCAGUAAAGUGGACACUCUUAAAGCUGCAACCGAGUACAUUCGGUUACUUCUUGCAGUUUUGCAAGACACUGACACUACUAAGGGGAGCGAGACAGAUUUCCUAAAGAAUGCAAUGGCCUAUGGUCAGACUGAAGGCUUCGAUAGUGAUCUUUGGAAAAUCGAAGAUUUUCUGAAUAUGUCAGAGGACCAAACCAUCGAUGGCUUCGCUAUGCCCACGGAAACGGGAACAGAAGAGGGAGAUAUUAGCAGAUUGGUGCUACAACACUGUGCCAUGCCUGCAUACCAGUUCAUCAUUCAAGUAGCACCUGGCCAAUCUUAG
This is a messenger RNA of Nerophis lumbriciformis (worm pipefish), 579 nucleotides long. The record is from RefSeq and is a predicted model, not a curated record. Lineage: Eukaryota; Metazoa; Chordata; Actinopteri; Syngnathiformes; Syngnathidae.